This is a messenger RNA of Dipodomys ordii (Ord's kangaroo rat), 4403 nucleotides long. It is a transcript of the gene Zyg11b, whose product is annotated as zyg-11 family member B, cell cycle regulator. The record is from RefSeq and is a predicted model, not a curated record. Gene Ontology annotation, cellular component: Cul2-RING ubiquitin ligase complex. Bases 167 to 2350 code for a protein of 727 amino acids. Gene Ontology annotation, molecular function: protein binding. The transcript has 13 exons. Lineage: Eukaryota; Metazoa; Chordata; Mammalia; Rodentia; Heteromyidae.
GCGGCUGCGGCUGCUGCAGCAGCGCUGCUCUUCUGAGGGCCUGGAGGCCGAGGCCUGGGUUGAGCCCGGAGCCGCUGCUCGACGGAGCCUCCUGGAGCCCCCGCGCCGGCUGAGCCUGGGGGCGGGCUCGGGUCCGGCCCGUCGCAGCACCCAGGACCGAGGCUGCAUGCGCGAGGACCAGGCCGGCGCAGCCAUGGAGGAGGCAUCUCCUUAUUCCUUACUUGAUAUCUGCUUGAGUUUCCUGACCACUCACCUGGAAAAGUUCUGUUCAGCAAGACAAGAUGGAACAUUGUGUUUGCAGGAACCUGGAGUAUUUCCACAGGAGGUGGCAGAUCGCCUGCUUCAGACCAUGGCAUUUCAUGGUUUACUGAAUGAUGGUACUGUAGGUAUUUUCAGGGGGAACCAGAUGAGGUUAAAGAGAGCUUGCAUUCGCAAAGCGAAGAUAUCUGCUGUUGCUUUCCGGAAAGCCUUCUGCCACCACAAGUUAGUAGAACUUGAUGCCACAGGUGUGAAUGCUGAUAUUACUAUCACAGAUAUUAUCAGUGGUCUUGGCAGUAAUAAGUGGAUCCAGCAAAAUCUCCAGUGCUUAGUGCUGAACUCACUAACUCUCUCCUUGGAAGAUCCUUAUGAGCGGUGCUUCAGCCGACUUUCUGGUCUUCGAGCUCUAAGCAUCACCAAUGUUCUGUUUUACAAUGAAGACCUGGCUGAAGUUGCCUCAUUGCCAAGAUUAGAGAGCCUGGAUAUUUCUAAUACCUCCAUCACAGACAUCACUGCUCUGCUGGCCUGCAAAGACCGACUCAAGUCUCUAACCAUGCAUCACUUGAAAUGUUUAAAAAUGACAACUACCCAAAUAUUGGAUGUUGUUCGAGAACUAAAACAUCUGAAUCAUCUUGAUAUCUCCGAUGAUAAACAGUUUACAUCUGACAUAGCUCUUCGCUUACUAGAACAAAAGGAUAUCCUACCCAAUCUUGUCUCUUUGGAUGUUUCUGGGAGAAAGCAUGUGACAGAUAAAGCUGUUGAAGCCUUUAUACAACAACGGCCCAGCAUGCAGUUUGUAGGUUUGCUGGCUACUGAUGCUGGUUACUCUGAAUUCCUGACUGGUGCAGGACAUUUGAAGGUGUCUGGUGAAGCCAAUGAAACUCAGAUUGCGGAAGCAUUAAAGCGGUACAGUGAACGGGCCUUUUUUGUCCGAGAAGCUCUAUUUCACCUUUUUAGCCUGACACAUGUCAUGGAAAAAACAAAGCCAGAAAUUUUGAAGCUUGUGGUGACUGGCAUGAGAAACCACCCCAUGAAUUUGCCAGUGCAGCUGGCUGCAAGUGCCUGUGUCUUUAACUUAACCAAGCAGGAUCUUGCUGCAGGAAUGCCUGUCCGGCUCCUGGCUGAUGUAACCCAUUUGCUGCUUAAAGCCAUGGAACAUUUUCCCAAUCACCAGCAGUUACAGAAGAAUUGCCUCCUUUCCCUUUGCAGUGACCGGAUCCUUCAAGAUGUUCCAUUUAACAGGUUUGAAGCUGCCAAACUUGUAAUGCAGUGGCUUUGCAACCAUGAGGAUCAAAAUAUGCAAAGAAUGGCUGUGGCUAUCAUUUCCAUUCUGGCUGCCAAGCAACUUCUUCAAAUAGUGAAGCAGAAAACCAAUCAGAAUUCAGUUGACACUACAUUGAAGUUUACUCUGAGUGCACUUUGGAACCUUACAGAUGAAUCCCCAACUACUUGCAGACACUUUAUUGAAAACCAAGGGUUAGAACUUUUCAUGAGGGUUCUAGAGUCCUUCCCAACUGAGUCAUCCAUUCAACAGAAAGUUCUAGGACUUCUGAACAAUAUAGCUGAAGUACAAGAAUUACAUUCUGAAUUAAUGUGGAAGGAUUUUAUAGACCACAUCAGUAGUCUCCUACACAGUGUUGAAGUGGAAGUCAGUUACUUUGCAGCUGGAAUUAUUGCCCAUUUAAUAUCCAGAGGUGAACAAGCUUGGACACUGAGCCGUAGCCAGAGAAAUUCUCUUCUUGAUGACUUGCACUCAGCUAUAUUGAAAUGGCCAACUCCAGAAUGUGAGAUGGUAGCAUACAGGUCCUUUAAUCCAUUUUUCCCACUGCUUGGCUGUUUCACAACACCUGGAGUCCAGUUAUGGGCAGUUUGGGCCAUGCAACAUGUCUGCAGCAAGAAUCCUUCAAGGUAUUGCAGCAUGCUGAUUGAAGAAGGAGGACUGCAACAUUUAUACAACAUCAAAGAACAUGAACAAACUGACCCCCAUGUCCAACAGAUUGCAGUGGCCAUUCUGGACAGCUUAGAAAAACACAUUGUGCGCCAUGGGAGACCUCCUCCCUGUAAAAAGCAGCCUCAGGCCAGACUAAAUUGAGAGCCAUAGAUAGUUGAAUAAUUGAAUGGUAGGAAUCCUUUUUGUGAUUGGUUUGUAAUAUCUUACUCUCUGUGGUGUUUCGGGCAUUCUAUGAGUCAUAAAAUCAGUUUGGGAUUGAUAUGUACAAUACUGCCCAUGUGAACAGUAUAAUUUGUCUUGUGAUUUUUAACUUAUGAGGCAACAGAGGUAUCUAUCUUCCUUCAUUGUUGUCUUUUAGGAAUUUUCCCAUCUAUUUCAGUGUUUAAACUUACUUGUGCUUGAGACUCUACAGUUUUAUGAAAAGUUUGCACGAACCUCUAUGCCAGACUUUCCUGAUCCUUCCAGUUCCUUCCAGUUAAUUUGCAGCUUCAGAUGAGCUGUUGAUUUGAUGUCUGGCAUUGCUUCAGUUGUAAAUUUUAUACCACUUCUGUAUAAAAUGCCUUUAUUCUCUGUGUAACUUUUAUAUGCUGCCCUUCUUAGUGUGAAAGAAUGGAAAUCUGCGUUGUUGUUGUGGAAGAUACUUACUGUCUGGAUAAUGGACUGUUGCAGAAAAUUAUAAGGAAGAAGAGAGUUUAGGAAUUGAGAAUUGCUAUUAUGGUAGAGUUUUUUAAGUGGAAUAGGCUACCCACCUGGAGGCCCCCUCUCUUGAGACAGUAAGUAGAAGCUGUUUGUUUUCCAUAUCUGUGGCUGGAAGCAUGGACUGCCACUUCCUACACAGACUGUAGGUUCCUCUACAGAUAUUUUCCCUAAGUAUCACAGUAUAAAGUACCACAGCAUUUUGUAUAAAGUCUGUCUGAGUCUCUAUAUGUCAUACUGUUUUUUUUUAAGUGAAUUUAAAAAUAUAUCUCUGGUUAACACUAGCCAUCUUUCUCUUCUAUUUCAAAGUCAUUUUUGUUUAGUGAAAGUAUUGUUAAUUUGCUUAAAGUACAGUUGACAAGAGUAAAUUUUGCCACAAAAAGUUAAAUUUGAGCUGAGGGUGUAGCUCAGUGGUAGAGUAUAUGCUUAGCACAUGUGAAAACCUGGGUUAAAAUUUUGUUCAAAUACAUGUAUCAUGUGUCUUCUUUGUUUUAUUUUGAGGUACUAGUGAUUGAACUCAUACAUGUACCUUCUUAAUGUGUUCAUGUUGGAGAAAAACCUUGGCAUUUCACUACCAAAACAAAAGCAAGAGACAACUAAAUUAGACUAUUGUUAAAUGGUUAAAUGUAAUGAUUUUACUCUGGAUAAAAUGGAAUGAAUCAUUUUUUAGACAGUUGCCUUUUUGCUAAAGUAUUUGAUACAGUAUAAUGAUCAUUUUCCUAAUAAAUUAUAGCAAGUCUCCAAGGAAUUUAAUGUUCGUUGAAAGCUGGGCAUGGAGGUGCACAUCUGGUGAUCUGAGCACUGGGAAGCUGAGACAGGAGGGGUAUAAUAUGAAGGCCAACCUGGGCACCAUAGCUCUUACAUGACCAUAUUUUCUUGGUAGAUGGUUUAAAUAUUUUCAAUAGAAAUUCUUAAACAGGAUAUUUAGUUAUUCAGAAGCAUUUUCAUUUAGAAAGGAGCUGCUUUAUUAGUAUGUUAAUAAUAUUUCUCACAUAUGGUUUCAUGCCAUUAAUCAAUACUUGAAAUUUUUAGAGUUGGUUAAUAUAAAAUAUGAAAAAUAUAAAUAAUAAAAAAUUAUUUACAACUGUUAAAAACAUAACUUUUAAUUCUGAUCUAAUUGGUUUAAGGAAUUUUAUAGGAAUGAUAAUUUUCAGAUUAAUUUUAUUUUUGAAAAAAUGGAAAAUUCAAUUUUUUUGCCUUAAUUUUAAGUUAUGAGGCAAAAAUUCAGAAAAUAGGAUGGUCUAUAGUAGCUUGAGAGUUGUUAGCAGUGUUAACGCUUUCCAAGUCUAAUGUAGAUAAGAGGAAAGUCUACUUGAGAAGCGUAGCUUCAAGUCUUGACACUUCUGUUCAGGACAAAAGUGCAUGUUCCUUAUAGACUAUUGCUAGUUUUUUGUUUUUGUAAGUCAUCAGAAAUGGCAUAAUGAGGCCAGCUACCAAUGGCUUAUGCCUAUAAUCCUCAGGAAGCUGAAAUCUUAGAUGAUGGUUCAAAGCCAGCUCA